Parasteatoda tepidariorum (common house spider) is the source of this 963-nucleotide messenger RNA. RefSeq lists its product as uncharacterized. Gene Ontology annotation, molecular function: nucleic acid binding. The record is from RefSeq and is a predicted model, not a curated record. NCBI's taxonomy places the organism in Eukaryota, Metazoa, Arthropoda, Arachnida, Araneae, Theridiidae. Gene Ontology annotation, biological process: DNA integration.
AUGGACAACAGUUUUACUUAUACAUUAAAUGUACUGGAACAAAAGACAAUUCGUACUCCGAUUCCAAAAUUGGACAGUAGGGAAAUUAUGAAGGAGUUAAAAGGGCACGGAAUUUAUCCUAGUGACGUAACCGUGAAUGAAACUUUAUGUUUAUUUGAUAGGAAUGCUAAUGAAAUUCACGGAUUAAUAGGUGCGGAUUAUGCUGGGGAUUUAUUUACUGGAGAAAUUAAAAAUAUAACGAAUGGCCUUGUCGCGAUGAAUACGCAUUUCGGUUGGACCUUAAUGGGAAGAACUGGAGAAAGUCCUAUAACGAAUGAAGUGCUUUUAUCACUUCAUGUUACUGACUUAAAUAUUUGUGACUUAUGGUCACUUGAUUCUCUGGGAAUUACGGAACCGAAUAUUUCUCAAACGAGAUCAGAAAUUGAGGAAGCCGCGAAAGAUCAUUUUGUUCGGUCGUUAAGAAGGGAUGGAGAAGGUAGGUAUGAAGUGUCUCUCCCAUGGUUGGAGGUUCAUCCUGAAUUACCGGACAAUCGAAACCUUGCCGAAAAGCGGUUAAAGUCUUGCGUAAAGGCGUUACAAAAACGAAACUGUUUACAUGAAUAUGAAAACGUCUUCAGAGAUUGGGUAGCCGAAAAAAUUAUUGAACCCGUUGAUUCAGAGGAACUGACAAAAGAUAAAGGUCAUUAUUUACCGCAUAGACCAGUAUUUAAAGAGAACUCCACAACUAAAAUCCGACCGGUUUUUGAUGCGUCUGCUAAGGAAAGAAAUUCUGUGUCGCUGAACGAUUGCGUUGAGAAAGGGCCGAAUAAUUUAGAACUGAUCCCCAAACUCAUUAACAGAUUUCGUCAGGGGAAAUUUGGGGUAAUAUCGGACAUUCGUCGAGCUUUCCAACAAAUAAACGUUGCUCCCUCAGAUAAGAAAUUUCUGCGGUUCUUAUGGAGGGAGGGGAUCCAGGGAAACUAA